This is a messenger RNA of Cricetulus griseus (Chinese hamster), 2158 nucleotides long. The record is from RefSeq and is a predicted model, not a curated record. Lineage: Eukaryota; Metazoa; Chordata; Mammalia; Rodentia; Cricetidae.
GCCACCAUCUGGGGAUUCACCACUGACUCUUUCCCUGUCCCUCCAGCUUCUGCUCCACCUGAGUUCCUGAAGUCCUUCCCUGCCUUGUCAGGGUCUGAUCAUUCUGUCCCCACCAGGUCACUACGCUGCCCCCAGCACACAGAUGAACAGAGGCGAACCGUACGGAUUUAUUUCCUUGGGCCUUCAGCUGUCCUCCCAGAGGUCGAGAGUUCCUUGGAUAAUGACAGCUUUGACAUGACUGACAGCCAGGCCCUCAUCAGCAGGCUUCAGUGGGACGGCUCUUCUGAUCUCUCACCUUCCGAUUCAGGCUCCUCCAAGACGAGUGAAAAUCAAGGAUGGGGUCUAGGUACCAACACCUCUGAAUCACGGAAAACCAAGAAAAAGAAAUCGCAUCUGAGCUUGGUAGGGACUGCCUCCGGCCUGGGCUCCAACAAGAAGAAAAAGCCAAAGCCACCGGCUCCCCCAACGCCCAGCAUCUAUGAUGACAUCAACUGACUUGGGUGCAAAGGAUAGCCUUUGGCUGAGAGAGCCCUCUCUCCCGACCCCCACCCAGGCAGCAUAGCCUGGCAUAUGGACAGCUGCUGGGGGUUUGGGCUUGGGAAGCUUGGUGGCCCAGGCAGGCAGAGGAUCCAGUUAUGUGCCCCUGGGGGGUGUCAGGGUCCUCUGCAAGGAAGCAUGACCCCUCGGCGUGCAGGACUCAGACCUGGACAUAUUAUGCCUUGGACAUAAGUUUGGUGGGGAGGUGGUUUUCCUAUUUAUUCUGUGAGUUACUGGAUGUCCAGCUAGGCUGGGGGCCUGACCUGGGCACUGUGCCAGGGCACUGCCUGCUCCCCACCCCAGGAACUGGACUAAGCCCUGCCGAGGGGCAUUGUGGCUACCCAGGCGGCUUUGGUUUGGAAGCUGAGCCCAGAGGAGGCCUCUCCUGGCUGCCCUCAGCAAUGUGAAUGGGUCCGGUGCUUGGAGCUGAGGGGCAGGGCUGGUGUGUCCUGUCUGUGUGCAGAGUCCUAUCAGAUGUUCCCAGUCCCCGGGGUCAGCAGGCAGAGUGCUGUCUGCUGAGGUGGGCGUCCAGAACUGCCUCACAGGGGCAGCCCUUUCCCCUCAGUCCCCAUGGGCCUCCUUGGCAGCAGGAGCUGUCCUUUUGUUGUUGGGUGCCAGGAAAGGGCCUCCAGCCUCUACAGCUUCAAGGAAUGGGAAGGGGAGGGUAGGAAGAGGGAGCCUGUAUCAGAGUGGCCCCCUGCCCUCCCUGCCCCAGGGCUGUGAGGACAGCCCAGGUGAGAGGGACGGUGCUGCUUUAUUUGAAAUGUUUCUUACCUCAUUCCCUGCCCCAGGAAGGGGCCCAGCCUCACCCUCCUGGGGUGGCCCUGUGUUCACCCUCCCACCCUGCCCCAUCCCCACCCCGCCCUGCCCUGCCCUGCCCUGCUGGGGCAGCCUGAGUUCCCAGCUGCUGCUUGCCACCCUUCACCUUGACCAGCUUUGGUUCCUCUCAGUGCUCCCGCCUCUAAAGCGUGCCCUGUUCCCCUCCCUUGCCGCUUUUAAGUUAUUUAUUCUGUACUCGUGGUUUGGGGCUCUGAGGAAAAACCCUAACCUUGUGCCUCUCUCCCUUUGCUAGGAGUAGGGUGGGAUGAGAAGGUAGUCUCUGCCCUGGGUUGUCAGCGGAGGUUGGAUGGGUGCUGCUGACCCUCUGUGGGACUGUCAUGCCAGGGCACCCACCUACUUGGCCUACAUCCUCAAGAGAUGUACUGUCACACCUCGCAAGUAGGUGGUAUCAUGCCUUGGAACUAAGCUGGAGGACCUGGGUAUGGGCUGGAGUACAGCUGACUGACAGGGAUGGGGUUGACCCUGAGCCAUGUUUUCUGGCACUUGCUAUACAUGUCCCCUCUCUUCCCAGGAGGAGCCACUCCCACAUUGGGUAGCUAGUACCCAGGACUGGUUGGACUUAUUUGGGUUAGGGACCCUAGAGGGUUAAGGGAACAACAGAGCUAGGGUUGUAGAACCCUGUCUGGAACCCCAGUCUUCCCCCUGGGGUUGUUCUGAUUGUGGCUGAUGCCUGGUUACAAAUUGGUUUUUAACCCAAGCAUUGUGAUUAUUUUUUAAAAAGUCAAACCAAUUUUGGCAGGAGUUAGAAUAAAUCCUGGAGCCUGGGCUCCUCUGUCCUUGA